Saprolegnia diclina VS20 is the source of this 1628-nucleotide messenger RNA. RefSeq lists its product as hypothetical. Gene Ontology annotation, cellular component: mitochondrion. Gene Ontology annotation, molecular function: protein-arginine omega-N symmetric methyltransferase activity. The record is from RefSeq and is a predicted model, not a curated record. The transcript is spliced from 10 exons. NCBI's taxonomy places the organism in Eukaryota, Oomycota, Saprolegniomycetes, Saprolegniales, Saprolegniaceae. Gene Ontology annotation, biological process: mitochondrial respiratory chain complex I assembly. Bases 35 to 1582 code for a protein of 515 amino acids.
CUGGGCCAUUUGGAAAACCGGUGGCGUCAACAACAUGCUAGCCGGACUUCAGCGCGCGCGCGUACAUCGCCCCGCCAUCUCUGCCAUCCUCGCGCGGCCUCUGAGCACGAAGAAGGAAGCAGCCUCGUCGCGCUGGCAGGAGCGCUCGAUCCGGGUCGACCGCUCCGGCUUGCUCCAGCCCGGCAUUGCCAACGCGCUCCUCAAGGACAACCCGCACAUGCAAGCGAUCAAUGCCAAGAAGAAGAAGUCCAAGGAGAACGAGCUCGUCGGCUUUUUGCGCUCGAUGAUCGAAGUGCGCGGGCCCAUCACGGUCGCCGAGUUCAUGCGCCACGCGCUGAGCCAUCCGCUCCAUGGGUACUACAUGAAGCGCGACGUCUUUGGGAAGAAGGGCGACUUUACGACGGCGCCCGAGAUCAGCCAAAUGUUUGGCGAGCUCAUUGGCAUUUGGUGCAUCGCGACGUGGCAGCAGAUGGGCAUGCCCAACCCCGUCAACAUCGUCGAGAUGGGACCUGGUCGCGGCAGCCUCAUGCAAGACUUUGUCCGGACGGCCAAGCAGUUUCCGGCCUUUUACAACGCGCUUCGGAUUCACAUGGUUGAAAUCAGCCCUGCUUUGCGCAAGAUCCAGCAGGGAAAGCUCAACGUGUCGGUCGCCGAGAAUGGCCGUGAAGGUACGCUGCCCGAGCACGGCCCCACGAUUGCGUGGUACGAGGACGUUUCCGAGAUGCCCAAGGGCGUCCCGAGCCUCUUCAUUGCCCAAGAGCUGUUUGACGCGCUGCCCGUGCACCAGUUUGAGUACACGGCCAAGGGCUGGUGCGAACGCCUCGUGGACAUUGACACGUCGGGCGGCGACGACCACUUUUGCUUUGUGCUGUCGCCGGGCCCGACGCCCGCAACGCGCGUCUACAUUGGGAAGGAGAAGGUCUUCAACCCUGCGACCAACGUCAUCCAGCACCUCGCGACCGACACGUCGACGACGCCGCAAGACAUUCUCAAAAACAUCAACGCGGCCGCCGUUCUCCAGCAAACACAGCUCAAGGAGCACACGCUCUCGGAGGACCCCAAGACGCAGCCCGACGCGCCAAUCAUGUCGCCCGGCGUCGCUGUCGGGGACCGCCUCGAAAUUUCGCCCACGGGCAUUGCGCUCGUGCAAGACGUGGCCGCUCGGAUCGCGCUCGACGGCGGCGCGGCGCUGAUUGUCGACUAUGGUCGCGACCACCCGUCCGAAGUGAGUCUUCGCGGCAUCCAGCACCACGAGUUUGUGAGCGUGCUGCGAGAGCCUGGUGACGUCGACUUGAGUAUCGACGUCGACUUUUCGACGCUCAAGCGAUUCGCGACGGCGACGGGCGACGUCAAGGCGUUUGGCCCGAUCGAGCAAGGUCUCUUCCUCAAGGAAAUGGGCAUUGAGCACCGCAUGGCCGCGCUCUUUCAAGGCUGCUCUGAGGACACGCAGGAAGCCAUCUACCAAGCCUACGAGCGCCUCGUGCACCCCGACCAGAUGGGCUCCAUCUUCAAGGCCAUGGCCCUUCUCUCGACCAAGGUGCCCGGCGCCCCCGUCGCGUUUGGCGGUGGCCACGACCAGUAGACAACUACAACAACAUGGUCCAUGGACGCUCAAUCUCUUAGUUGCA